GACCCUCCUUCUGAGCAUGGGAGCCCGCUGUGCGCCUCGGCUGCCCAACUCCUGCCCAGCCAAAGGGGCUUUACGAACAGUCCAGCCUCGCUGGCAUCCAGUCGCAGCACCACACCUGUCAAAGGCAAGGACCCGAAUUUGAACGAAACCAAUCCAGCUUCUUCCAAAUCAACCAGUUUGUCUCCAGUCUCUGAAAUACUCACUCCCCGAGCCGGCCCGAGUUACGUGCCUCAGAUUGCAAAGCCGUCCACCAGCGAUGUUAUCACCUUGAGGAGUCCGCUAAAUUCUUUCACCAGCAGUUUUGCUUCACCCUUCGGGGUGAUGCCUCACGCCGGCCUCAAUGGCGAAUUAGCUGCACCGAGUUCCUACGUCGGCAUCCAUCUUUCUGCAGGCCCUGGAGGAUACGGACGGUCUCCGCUGGUGGCUUUUGAAUCUCACCCACAUUUGCGGGGAUCCCCUCUCUCGGCCUCCCUCCCUGCAGUCUCUGGCAGCAAGCCGGCCUACUCCUUCCACGUAAGCGCGGACGGGCAGAUGCAGCCGGUGCCCUUCCCGCCCGACGCCCUGAUCGGCUCCGGGAUCCCGCGCCACGCCCGCCAGCUGCACACGCUCUCCCACGGCGAGGUGGUCUGCGCCGUCACCAUCAGCCACUCCACCCAGCACGUCUACACGGGGGGCAAAGGCUGCGUCAAGAUCUUCUCCCUGGGCUACUGCCCCACGGGAGAGUGGCUGGCAGUCGGGAUGGAGAGCAGCAACGUGGAAAUCCUCCACGUGAUGAAAUCGGAGAAGUACCAGCUGCAUCUUCACGAAAGCUGCGUCCUCUCCCUGAAGUUCGCUUCCUGUGGCAAAUGGUUUAUCAGCACGGGCAAAGAUAAUCUGCUUAACGCGUGGCGGGCUCCCUACGGUGCCAGCAUCUUUCAGUCCAAAGAAACGUCCUCCGUUCUAAGCUGUGACAUCUCGGCUAAUGACAAGUUUAUCGUGACUGGAUCGGGAGACAAGAAAGCCACAGUUUACGAACUGGUCUACUGA
Molecule: messenger RNA, 1026 nt
Organism: Protobothrops mucrosquamatus (brown spotted pit viper)
Lineage: Eukaryota; Metazoa; Chordata; Lepidosauria; Squamata; Viperidae
Product: transducin-like enhancer protein 2
Exons: 8
Biological process (GO): regulation of DNA-templated transcription; negative regulation of canonical Wnt signaling pathway
Cellular component (GO): transcription regulator complex; nucleus
Molecular function (GO): transcription corepressor activity; protein binding
Source: RefSeq, a predicted model, not a curated record